GACACGCACCGGUUAUCCGACAAGUGUGAACAGGAGCGAUGACGCUGCAGUGAAGGAGCUCGCUCUACCAGCUGCUGAGCCUCAGCGAGUCUUGACGGUUGCUCCACCUCCUCCGCCCUGAAGCUCCGUCACCGCGCCGAAGAGGCAGAUUCUCCAGAGCGAGCGAGCGCACAGGAGGUGGACCCGAACCCCGAGGAGAAGAAGCGACGAUGGCUGAAAACAAGAUGGGCCCGAACCUCCAGGCUGGAGCUGGCUUCCUCGCCAAACGAGUCCAGAAGUCUCUGAAUCGAGCUCAGGAGAAGGUCCUCCAGAAACUUGGCAAAACCAUGGAGACCAAAGACGAGCAGUUUGAGCAGUGUUUCACGAGCCUCAACAAGCAGCAGGUCGAUGGAAUCAGGUUGUUCAAAGACGUCAAAGCCUACCACACAGCAGUGAAAGCCGUGCAUGAGACGUCCAAGCGGCUGUCCCAGACGUUGCAGGACAUCUAUGAGUCAGACUGGAACGGCGUGGAGGACCUGGCUGUCAUCACCGAGAGUGAAGACCUGCUAAGGAACGACUAUGAAGAGAAACUGAGUGACCAGAUUGUCCGCACAAUGGAGAACUACACGAGCCAGUUCCCUGAGGUCAAGGAGCGAGUUGCUAAACGCGGACGCAAGCUUGUGGAUUACGACUCAGCACGUCACCACCUGGAGGCGCUGCAGAGUGCGAAGAAAAAGGAUGACGCCAAAAUAGCAAAGGCAGAAGAGGAGUUUAACAAGACCCAGAGUGUCUUUGAAGAGAUAAAUAACGAGAUGAGGGAGGAACUGCCUGUUCUCUAUCAGAGCCGUAUAGGUUGCUACGUGACAGUUUUCCAAAACGUAUCAAACCUGAGGGACGUCUUCUACAAGGAAAUGAGCGUGCUGAACCGUGAGCUUUACAAUGUGAUGAAGAAACUGGAGACUCAACACUCAGGGAAAGCUUUCAUCAUCAAGGGCCUGAACAGUACGGCAGGCAAGUCGAAGAAGAGAAAAUCCCUGGUUAUCUCCAAUCCCAUACCCUGCAAUACUGCGUUCCCAGCUGACCAUGUCUCCCUACACCCCUCCACCGAAAACGGAAAAGACGGCGAGCCCUCUUCCCUCCCUGCUCAACAGACCCAAAGCAACUCUGAAGAAACCAGCCAACCAGAAGAGGGCAGCGUCUCCUCCAAAGACAUCAACUCGUCAGACUCAGAUCUCAGCUCCAGCGGCACCAACACACCCCACAGGCAGUCGGUGUGUGAAAAUGAGAACAGUGACAGGAGCACAGGGGGUCAGAGCCUGGAAGAGGUGGAGGAGCAGGAGGUGGCUGAAGCAGAAGCAGAGCUUGCUGGGAACCAGUCGGACGACUCAGGAGUGGGAGUGCCAAAGUUGGAGGCGGUGAGCCAGGAGGUGUCCAAUCCCUCUGAUUCUGCAGACAGUGAUGCCUCACACACUCCUGAGCAGGAGACGCUGAUGGAACAACCAUCAGAGGAGGUCACGCCCAAACCGGCACCGGUUCCUGCUCCUCGCCUCUCGUUCCGCUGCACUGACAGACCCCCUCUCCUAACUGCUGACCAGCAGGAGGAGACACAAGAAGCAACAUCCGACCAGGAGACAGCAGAAUCUAAAGAUGUCUCCAGUUCCCACAGUCCACCUGGCUUCUUGUACAAGGGGGUGGCGCUAGAGAGCCAUGCAGCAUCUGAAGAGGGCCUUCUCCAGUUUGAACAGGGAGACGUCAUCCUGGUACUUGCUGACACUCAACUGCAAGACGGCCUGGUGAGGGGGAUCAGGGAGGAGAGCUGGAACCAGCACACAGAUCUAGAAAAUCACUCUGGGAUCUUCUCGGAAAAACUCAUCCAGCCCGUUCAGCCAGAAUGAGGCAAUGGUUACUCCUCCGUCUGAAAAACGUUAUUCUCUCUCUCUCUCUCUCUCUCUCUCUCUCUCUCUCUCUCUCUCUCUCUCUCUCUCUCUCUCUCUCUCUCUCUCUCUCUCUCUCUCUCACACUCACACAAAUGGAGGGAGUGAACCCAUGUGAUUUGGGUGCAGAUCCUGUAUAAACAGAUGAGCGAGUCCCACAGGAUUACUCGUGUGCUAAGAUGUUGCAACAUGUGGAACAAAAGUGAAUGAGCUGCAGAACAUUUUGUAAGAGAUGUUUGUAAAAGUUACAGUAUUGACAGUAUUUUACUCUUUUUGUAUUUUAAAUGUCUUUCUAUGAAACACUGUGAAAAGCUUUUUUAAAUUGAUUCUUUAACCUUGUGUAAAAUUUCCAAAUAAAGUUCUAAAUAAAAAAGGAGGAUGUGACUGUGA
Pleuronectes platessa (European plaice) is the source of this 2303-nucleotide messenger RNA. It is a transcript of the gene bin2b, whose product is annotated as bridging integrator 2b. Gene Ontology annotation, molecular function: protein binding; phospholipid binding. Gene Ontology annotation, cellular component: podosome; cytoplasm; plasma membrane. Lineage: Eukaryota; Metazoa; Chordata; Actinopteri; Pleuronectiformes; Pleuronectidae. The transcript has 12 exons. Gene Ontology annotation, biological process: podosome assembly; plasma membrane tubulation; phagocytosis, engulfment. The coding region runs from base 210 to 1874 and encodes 554 amino acids. The record is from RefSeq and is a predicted model, not a curated record.